Molecule: messenger RNA, 1705 nt
Organism: Coccinella septempunctata (seven-spotted ladybird)
Lineage: Eukaryota; Metazoa; Arthropoda; Insecta; Coleoptera; Coccinellidae
Product: zinc finger protein 420-like
Exons: 3
Coding region: 466-1584 (372 amino acids)
Biological process (GO): regulation of transcription by RNA polymerase II
Molecular function (GO): DNA-binding transcription factor activity, RNA polymerase II-specific; RNA polymerase II cis-regulatory region sequence-specific DNA binding
Source: RefSeq, a predicted model, not a curated record
GGAAAAAGUAAUAGAUUCAUCAUCUUGCAUAUUAUAUACAACGGAUAGAUAAGAGCUGAUGUUUUGGAGGCUCUGGUUAAUUGAGAUUCUGAAAAUUCACAAUCAUCCUCGAGGGACGAAACAUUAUAUCGGAUAUACAGAAAACAAACUUGUGCUAAGCAGCAAGUGACACCACCGAUGUUAAAUCAUACAAUUCCAGAAAAGGUCCCUUGGGUAUUGGUCCUAAUGUUAUAAAUGGAGCCGAAGCGAUCCAUUCAAGUAUUAUCAGUUAAUUGAGCGACUUGACGACUUCUACCAUGUGCUGUUGGUGCGCUGUCGAAGCUUGAAUAAGAGGUUUUCAUCAAGUGAAAAUUCACUGCUGACUGAUAGAAAAACAAAUGCAUUCAAUUUAUUCUGAGCUCUGUGAUAAGCUGACGAGGGGCUUCUAUUCCCACAAAAAUUCUGGACAAAAACUAUAGGUCGGAGAUGUCACCUGGGGAAUUCAAGGAGGUUAAUUAUGGAAACAUUGACCUAUCAUCUUUAUCCAACUUAUCAUCACCAGCAGAAGAUCACACAACAGCAACCAAGGAUAUUUUCAACGAUUUUGGAGGAGAUACAUUGAGCGAAUUUAUAAUAUUGGAAAACGCAAACACACUCAGAUUCCAAUAUGAAGAUAUAAACGAAAGCAAUUUCUGCAUAGAUAACUUCAUUCAAAUAAUAGAUGCUCAAAACGAUGCUUUUUUGCCAAAUUUGCACGAAAUUUCAGAUAACCGACAUGACAAAACAUUCCUGCCCAACUCAACCACCUCAUCGGAUUCUGAUGAAAACAACUCCAGUUUCUUUCAUGGUAAUAUCUCAGUUCUCGGUGUAGAUUUGGAUUUGUAUAAUGAUUGUCUUGAUUCGAAUACGGAAAGUGUUCUUAGUCCCGAGUUGGAUAACUUAAUAAACCAAACUGUGAUGGAUUUGGGACUGAAAGAUUUCAAUUCGAGAGUAGAGGAUCUAUUCGAAAAUAAUCACUUGGAACUGUUGGAAGGCGAUGUACCAGCUGAAUCUUUCAUAAAGCAGCCAUCCAAGGAAACAGGCACUGCUCAGGCACUACCUAUUUUUGAGAUGUUUCCCCACAUUAAAGACGAAAAAAAUAGGAGGAGAAGAUCUCUCCUGUACGAGAGCUGCUACAGAACCGACAGUUUGAAUCUGAAGAAAAUGAAGACUGAAGAGGUGAAGUCCUUGCCGAAGAAGAAUACAGCACUGCUCAACCACGAUUACGCUCAGAUAAACUCGGAAGACACCAACUGCUUUCCUUGUCCGAUCAGCAAUUGUAAUAAAUUCUAUACAAAAUUAUCUCAUCUGAAGGCUCAUUUACGGAGGCAUUCUGGUGAAAAACCCUUCGCAUGUAACUGGAUGAACUGCAAAUGGAGAUUUUCUAGGUCCGAUGAACUUGCCAGACAUAAGAGAUCACACUCUGGAAUUAAACCUUAUAAGUGCGACCUAUGCGAGAAAGCAUUCGCAAGAUCUGAUCACUUGGCGAAACAUAGAAAAGUCCACAAGAAAAAAAUGGCCUUAUAUGGUAGCCACAACAUCAAGAGAAGAGUCAAGUAUAGCUGAAAUUGAAUUGAGAUUUGACAAUGGAAGUGAAAAGUUUUAAUGGAAUUUUACAUAUUUAUAUUUUGAUUUAAGCUGAUGAAAAUAUGUAUAAAUGCUCCCGAAUAAAGCGUUCAGACAUUAA